CAGCUGUCGACCCCCAGCCGCACCACUACUGUCCACGAGGCCCCGCGCGCACCUCUUCGACGGACGCUAGAAUAUUGAUACACGCGCAAUUUGGAGGGAGGGCGUAUGGACCGGGUCUGUCCUUGAUUUCUAGGUUGCGGACGACGUCUCUUUGAGACUUUUGCGCGACCCUCUGCCGCUCUUUCACAGGUCGUCGCGCGAACAAUAAGAAUACAAUUUCACUGUCGCCUCGGCCAGCGCAAGCUGCCCUUCUCUCGUUUACACGCUCGCCUCCCGACCGACGCGUCAACGCCGCUUGCCCUCCUAGAAGCUCAACCUGCACCGACCCGCCGUCUAACGGUCGCUUUCAAGAUGUUUUUCAUCAAAGAGCUCGAGAAGACGAUCACGCUGCACCCCUCGUACUUCGGUCCGCAGAUACGCUUGCACCUCCACAGAGAGCUUCUUUCCAAGGAAGAGGGCUCAAAUACGGGCUCUUUCACUAUAGUCUGCAUCUUGGACUCGUUCGAUAUCUCUGACGGACAAGUCGUUCCCGGGUCUGGCUCCGCUGAGUACACGGUGCACUAUAAAGCUAUUGUCUGGAGGCCGUACAAGGGAGAGGUCAUGGACGGCAUCGUGACUUCCGUCGUCCGGUCCGGCUUCUUCGUCAGUUGUGGCUCUCUGGAGGCGUUCGUGAGUCGCGCGAUGAUUCCGUCUGAGAUCAAGUACGAUGCCAACGCGACGCCGCCGCAUUGGACGGACAACGCCGACCAAGUCAUCGAGAAGGGCACCAAUGUCCGCAUCAAGAUCAAGGGCGUGCGAUCUGAAGUGGACCGACAGUUCGCGAUUGGCACUAUGAAAGAGGACUACCUUGGCCCUCUGCAGCAAUGAGAUGCUUCGCCCAGGCGGCGUCUCACGAUUGCGCUUGGCAGGCAACUGCAGGAUUUGCUACAAAGGAUAUUCAGGAACUGGAACUGGCUUCGUCAAUGGGACAAAGAUCAUCAGACUAAACAGUGGUGCGUGAUGCGAUGCUGUAGCCAAAGCGUGGCUGCAAAAGUCCUACAUCAUCGAGAGAACGCACACUACACAGUAGUGCCGGGCAAAGAACAUGUGGAGCUACACAUACGCCCAAAACCCUCUCCCAAAUCUCCAAGUCUAAAGUUUUUUCUGGCGUGUCUUGCACUCCUGUAAGAAGUUUUUGGAGCUAUACACGAGCUUGCAAUUGGGGUGUACCAAAGCGGUGGAGAAGUGAAGCCGAUUCCAGCCUCUCGACGGGGUGCCUUGCGACUUGGCUUUGGGUCUUUGUUCAGAUAGUGUUCCACAUUCGGAUCUGAAUAUAACGAUUCUGACG
Molecule: messenger RNA, 1327 nt
Organism: Paraphaeosphaeria sporulosa
Lineage: Eukaryota; Fungi; Ascomycota; Dothideomycetes; Pleosporales; Didymosphaeriaceae
Product: DNA-directed RNA polymerase II 19 kDa polypeptide
Exons: 4
Coding region: 352-867 (171 amino acids)
Biological process (GO): transcription initiation at RNA polymerase II promoter; positive regulation of nuclear-transcribed mRNA poly(A) tail shortening; positive regulation of translational initiation
Cellular component (GO): RNA polymerase II, core complex; P-body
Molecular function (GO): single-stranded DNA binding; single-stranded RNA binding; translation initiation factor binding
Source: RefSeq, a predicted model, not a curated record